Cololabis saira (Pacific saury) is the source of this 1913-nucleotide messenger RNA. RefSeq names its product homeobox protein Hox-D4b-like. The coding region runs from base 126 to 908 and encodes 260 amino acids. The record is from RefSeq and is a predicted model, not a curated record. The transcript has 2 exons. Lineage: Eukaryota; Metazoa; Chordata; Actinopteri; Beloniformes; Belonidae. Gene Ontology annotation, cellular component: nucleus. Gene Ontology annotation, biological process: embryonic skeletal system morphogenesis; anterior/posterior pattern specification; regulation of transcription by RNA polymerase II. Gene Ontology annotation, molecular function: DNA-binding transcription factor activity, RNA polymerase II-specific; RNA polymerase II cis-regulatory region sequence-specific DNA binding.
CGGCCGGCCGUCCGUCUAUUUGACAGCCGCAGGAUGGCUUGAUGCCAGAGGGGGGAAAAAGAUACAGAGAGAGGGGAGAGAAAGAAAAAUUAGUAUUCUCCUACUAGCCUCCCUAUAAAUCAAUCAUGGAGUCGUACGUGGUGAGCUGUAAAUACGCCGAGCCGCAGUUCCCGCCUUGUGAAGAAGAUUACAGUAAUUUUACUAGUGAUCAGGGGGGGUUUUACAGCAGCAGCAGCCAGCAGGACAGUGGCCCUUACGGCGGGGGCUACCAGCCCAUGCAGCCCCCUCCGCCGGCGUACGCACCACAACAAACCGGCUACCAACACUGUGUGCAGGGCCACCGCCGGGAGGAUGGAGAGGAGCCCGCGCAGCAGCACCCAGGGGCGCCCUACCCGCCGUACAGGCACGCCGGCGCGGCCGCCAAGGACCGGCUCCCCGGGGCUGACCUGCAGCAGGCCUGGAUGACCUGCACCAAGCCCGCACAGCUGCAGAGGAAAGCGGCCUGCCAGGGCAGAGACAAGCCGCCCAUCGUGGUGUACCCCUGGAUGAAGAAGGUGCACGUCGCGCACAUCAACCCGAACCACGCGGGCCCGGAGCCGAAGCGGCUCCGCACGGCCUACACGCGGCAGCAGGUGCUGGAGCUGGAGAAGGAGUUCCACUUCAGCCGCUACCUGACGCGCCGCCGCCGCGUCGAGGUGGCGCACACGCUCUGCCUGUCCGAGCGCCAGGUCAAGGUGUGGUUCCAGAACCGCCGCAUGCGCUGGAAGAAGGACAACAAGCUGCCCAACACGAAAGGGAGGAGCAAAAACAAGAAAGCGACGGACAGCAACAAUAACAGCAACGACGACAGCGGCGGCGGGGUGGUUGUUGUUGGCAGCGACCCCGUGAAGGCCAUGAUAACUGUCUGAGCGCAGCCAUGCAGCACCUUCACCCCCCAAAACUGACGUUGUUCAUUGAUCCAGGAUCACGUCCUGAAACAAUCCCAAACCGCUUUAAAUUUCCAUGCAUUAGAUCCACAGAGAAUUUUGUGAAUUCAUACAUGUAUUCCUUAUAUUUUCUUUAUCUCUGUUAAACAAGGCUGUAACCUAAAAUAGGUUGCAUUCCAUUUCCAGUUAUGUAUUUAAUUAAUCAAUGAAUGUCUUUGAGUUAUGGUAACCUUUUUUUACGGUUGCAGCCGGUCUGUCAUCUGCCUGGUAUACAAAAAGGAAAUUGUUUUAUAUCUAGACAUCCGAUCACUAUGGCGCAAAGCUUGCUGCCUAAAUAUCUGUUACAGUGUCAGGCUUUCUAAUGAAGGAUCGAUUGUGUCUUUUGGAGAAAACAGGGUUUUAUUUCUACAGGGUAAACACAAGGCAGUGUUUUAGAGUAUAGCUACCUAAAAGUGAACAUAGUCUAAUUUAUGAAUAUGCACAUUACCAAUAUAGUUCACAAAAUUGGCGCUUAAACGACGGAAACCAAUGGAAUAAACGUACCAAAAUCUAUUGAAGACUGGUUUGCAAAAUAGCGGUAUGAAAAAUGUUAAGCUUUUUUGUAGGAAAGUAGCCAUAUCAUGCUUUUUUUCUGUCUUUUUAAGGUUGUCCAAAUUUGGGGUGAUAGCCAGGCACGAGUGAAUAAUUAAAAACAGCCAAAUUGGAGGUACAGAUUUUUAUAACGCACAUCGUGGACUGUAAAUUCAGCUCAUUUUCUCAGGGUUACAGGGUUUUUUAGGAAAAUAAUGUUUGUUGACUUGCGUUUAAAACUAGCCUUCUCUGGUAAUGUUGCAAAAAAAUAUGUUUUCUCUUUGAUUCCAGUUUAAUAUGCUAUUAAAGCUUAUACACCAGUACUUAUAUUAUUUAGAAGCAUAUUUUAUUCUUUGUAGCGAUCACUUCCUCUGUUCCUUUUAUGUAUAUGUUCAUUUUUUUAAAAGGGAAAAAUCC